GGGAAAGGUCGAAAGCGUUUUUACUGCUCGAUGGGGACAGGCAAUAGUCACAUGGACAUCUUCAAAGAAAUCUGAAAGGAACAUCACAUUCACAACUUUCUGGAAAGAUCAAGCUUCUAGAAAGAACAUGUCUUAGCCUAGAAGUGAACCCGCCCAGUACAAAGUUUGAAAAAACACAUGAACAUAAUCAUCAUGACCGUGAUCCGCUACAGCACGCAGCUGAGGUUCUCCUCCUUGCUCUACCCUAGACCCUUCUCCUUCUUUUCCCUCUCCCUGAUAUGGAGCACCUCCUCGCACGCCCUGAUGAAGCAGAAGGAUUGGUCAGAUGACUUGUUCUCACGAACAGAACUGCGAAAUGAGGACCUAAAAACCUUACUACUAGGGGAUCCAGCCGUAAGAGGUCCUGCGAGUGAGACGUUACGCGAUAUUGUUGCGCACUUACUGCAUGACCAUGGCGCAGAAAUCGCUAAAAGCGUAUCGAAAUACGUGGAAAGUGCCCAUGAAAUCGAGAGGAUACGAGAUAAUUUGUUAUGAUCAUCUUCUUGGUUCCUACUAAUAACUCCUAGUACUAACCAGAUAAUUUGUUCCGACUGAUCAUGUUCUUGGAAGUUAGAAUAGUCAACAUAGAUCAAAGAGAAACAGUCUUUUUGCGUGGUGUUUGUAGUUGGUCUCCAUCUUUCUCCUAAUAAUUAGGAUCUCAAGAUUAUAGCACUUGAUCUCCCAGUGCCAGUCACCCUGUCGUUUACAACUACCUGAAUGACUACAAAAUCUACCCACAAUUUCUUCUAAUGCCCCUAGCCCUAUUGGGUGAACGACUCUCUGCUGAUUCACCGCUGAACGAAGCUGUCCAGGACUGGAUUUAUACCUUGGAAAAGACAGCUGCAGCACAAUUCGUGGACACGAAAUCAGGCUCUACUGGAGGUCCACCAAGAAGUAGUAGCAGUACUAGUAGCGGUGUUACGCGCGGUUCGGCUUCGGGUUUUACUGAGACAGACAUGAAGCAUGCCGUAGCGCCAACUACUGAUCAAGGUGUUGUUGUAGCAUCUUCCGCCAAUGGUGGCAUUGAGACGACCAGGGAAGCCUCGACUGAUCAUGCCGUAGCUUCUUCGAGUACCAGCGGAGGCGUUCUUGAGACGGAUACAAAAGUACCUGCUGAACAGCAACAUGUUGUGGCAUCUUCUCCUAUCACGACUGGGAAUACUCAGACGACGACAGAUCAUAACGACGGAUCAGCAAAGACUCAAGGUCCGACAUCAAGUAGUGCUAUAAUAUCAACCUCUGCUGGUCGUGAAGAGAGUAGUUCUUCAUUCGGCAGUUCCACCGCAGUUGACGUUUCUGCAAAGCAGAAUGAAGGCAAAACAUCCAGUACACCAGAAAUACAACAGAGUGCCCUCUUCGUCGAGGAGAAAAGGAGUAAAACAUCGACAACAAUCGUCGAAGAUGAAACAAGAACGUCUACGGCGAUCAAGAACGCGAAAAGCAAUGUUGUCGAAAUGAACAGCCGAAAGAAGAGCAAUAAGAUGUUGCGACGAGCGAAUGACUAAAAAUAUUACAGAACUGCUAUUUGUUAUUUCGAGUACGGAUGAAAUUACGAAAAUGAAUCACAUGUACAGAAUUGUUUAUCGACGAUCAGACUUCUUAGGCAAAUGAAAAGGACUAGACUAAUGUAAAUGAUGUAUCUGAGUAGGUGAACCAUGAACCAAGACUACAUGAAGAUGCAGAAGCAGCGUUUGCUAUCAAAGUCGGAUUGCAGCAGCAGCACAAA
Molecule: messenger RNA, 1765 nt
Organism: Amoebophrya sp. A25
Lineage: Eukaryota; Dinophyceae; Syndiniales; Amoebophryaceae
Source: the annotation of a GenBank genome assembly